AUGGCGCGCGCCCUUGCUCUGACGGUCCUCGCCGCAUCACUGUCGACCGCUGUCGCUGUCCCGCGGUCUCCCUGGUAUUCGUCGUGGCCAAAUAAGGGCCACUCGGCUGACACGAACGACGGCAUUCAUCUCGCCAUCAAGCCUAGCUGCGGCGCCUUCGGUGGGAACUUCACGAACGUGAAUGCCGGUCUCAAAACGUCGGCUGUGAAGACUUUCGUUGUAUUCGGAGACUCGUAUACCGACGGCGGAGCCCACGAUGGCGGCCCGCUCCCGGCGGCUAUUGUACCUGCGAACUCUACACGGGCCGGCGGUCGUGUCACGAACGGCCCGGUCUGGGUUGAGUGGGUGGCGAAUGCUACCAAGGCCACACUUAUGGACUAUGCGAUAUCUGGGGCUGUGGUCAACCAUACUCUGUGGCCGAGCAAGUCCACACAGUCGGACCUGAUGGAGCAGACCGACCUAUUCCUCAGUCAGAAUCAUGAGCUCAACCCCGACUCGACGGUCUACGUCUCGUUCUUUGGCAUCAAUGACUACUCUGCAUCAAAGACUGACGGUGAUAAUCUGCCCACCGCGGCUGCUCAGCUGCUUGCCCGCCUCGAAGUGCUGGCGUCGCCACCGACCAACGCGAAGAAGUUCCUCAUCCUCGACGACUACGGUCGCGGAACACACGCCGCUACGGGCGACGCCUUCAAGCAGGCUGUCUUCGAUGGCGCUGCAAACUUCAGCAAGAAUGGAGCGAAGGUCGCGUUCGUCGACUUCGCGCCACUAUGGGACGCAGUGUUCGGAACGGACCCGGGAUACGAAGCCUUCGGGUACACCAGCGACGAUAGUUGCUUUGACUCGACCAGCCCAGUUGGUACGGAGGGAGAGUGCGCUGACCCGGCGCAUACGUUCUAUUGGCUUCACGGCCAUCCUUCGAAGGAGACACACAAGAUCAUGGGCGACUACGUGCUUGAUGUACUGAACGGGUGCUGA
Molecule: messenger RNA, 975 nt
Organism: Peniophora sp. CBMAI 1063
Lineage: Eukaryota; Fungi; Basidiomycota; Agaricomycetes; Russulales; Peniophoraceae
Source: the annotation of a GenBank genome assembly